Kazachstania africana CBS 2517 is the source of this 2295-nucleotide messenger RNA. It is a transcript of the gene SEC23, whose product is annotated as GTPase-activating protein SEC23. The transcript has a single exon. NCBI's taxonomy places the organism in Eukaryota, Fungi, Ascomycota, Saccharomycetes, Saccharomycetales, Saccharomycetaceae. Gene Ontology annotation, cellular component: endoplasmic reticulum exit site; COPII vesicle coat. Bases 1 to 2295 code for a protein of 764 amino acids. Gene Ontology annotation, biological process: COPII-coated vesicle cargo loading; endoplasmic reticulum to Golgi vesicle-mediated transport; COPII-coated vesicle budding. Gene Ontology annotation, molecular function: GTPase activator activity; zinc ion binding. The record is from RefSeq and is a predicted model, not a curated record.
AUGGAUUUCGAAACUAAUGAAGAUAUUAACGGGAUUCGUUUUUCUUGGAACGUUUUCCCAUCCACCAGAACCGACGCUAAUAAAAAUGUCGUUCCUAUUGGUUGUUUAUACACUCCAUUGAAGGAAAUGGAUGAAGAUAACGUCAAUGUUGCGCAGUAUAAUCCUGUUAUUUGUGCAGGACCACAAUGUAAAUCGAUUUUGAAUCCAUACUGUGCGAUCGAUCCAAGAUCAAACUCUUGGACAUGUCCAGUUUGUAACUCCAGAAAUCAUUUACCAACGCAAUAUGCAAACAUGACUCAGGAAAACAUGCCUUUGGAAUUACAACAUACUACCAUCGAAUAUAUCACAAACAAGCCAGUUCAGAUCCCACCUAUUUUCUUCUUCGUUAUUGAUAUCACUGCUGAACAAGAAAAUUUGGAUUCAUUAAAGGAAUCAAUUAUCACCUCUUUAUCUCUCUUACCACCAAACGCCCUAAUUGGUUUGAUUACUUAUGGUAACGUCGUUCAAUUGCAUGACUUAUCUAGUGAAACUAUUGACAGAUGUAACGUCUUCAGGGGUGACAGAGACUAUCAACUGGAUCAAUUGAUUGAAAUGUUGACUGGUCAAAAAUCGAAUACUAUGACAAACCAAAUGCCAAAUAUGAAGAUUUCACCAAUGUCAUUAAACAGAUUUUUCUUGCCUUUAGAGACUAUCGAAUUUAAAUUGACCCAAAUUCUUGAAAAUUUAACUCCAGAUCAAUGGUCAAUUCCAGCUGGUCAUAGACCAAUUAGAGCCACUGGUUCCGCCGUCAACAUUGCUUCCCUCAUCUUACAAGGUUGUUAUAAGAAUGUUGCUACUAGAAUCAUUUUGUUUGCCAGUGGUCCAGGUACAAUUGCACCUGGUUUAAUUGUGAACUCUGAAUUGAAAGAUCCAUUGAGAUCACAUCACGAUAUUGAUUCAGAUCGUGCUGUUCAUUACAAGAAAGCCAAAAAAUACUAUAGCCAAAUUGCUCAAAGGAUAGCUGAUAAUGGCCAUACUAUGGAUAUCUUUGCCGGUUGUUACGAUCAAAUCGGUAUGUCAGAAAUGAAAAAUUUGACCGAUCUAACUGGUGGUGUUAUGCUUUUAACUGAUGCAUUCUCCACCGCUAUUUUCAAGCAAUCCUACUUGAGACUUUUCGCAAAGGAUGAAGAAGGUUACUUAAAGAUGGCUUUCAACGGUAUCAUGACCGUCAAGACAAGUAAAGACUUAAAAGUCCAAGGUUUAAUUGGGCACGCGUCCCCACUAAAGAAAACUGAUGCAAACAAUAUAAGUGAUUCUGAAAUCGGUGUAGGUGGUACUUCCACUUGGAAAAUGUCCUCCAUUUCUCCAUCUCAUAGUUAUGCAGUAUUCUUUGAAAUUUCGAAUACAGUUGCUGGUAAUUCUGCUGCACAAUCAAUGAUGAUGAACGAUAAACCAAGGCUUGCUUACACGCAAUUUAUCACAAACUAUCAACAUUCUUCCGGUACAAAUCGUGUAAGAGUCACUACAGUGGCCAACCAAUUGAUGCCAUUUGGUAAUCCAGCAAUUGCAGCAUCCUUCGAUCAAGAAGCCGCUGCCGUUUUAAUGGCUAGAAUUGCCGUUUUCAAAGCAGAAGCCGAUGAUGGCGCAGAUGUUAUCAGAUGGAUCGAUAGAACUUUAAUCAAACUAUGCCAGAAAUAUGCCGAUUACAAUAAAGAUGAUCCAUCAUCAUUUAGAUUGGCACCAAAUUUCUCCUUAUAUCCACAAUUCACAUAUUAUUUGAGAAGAUCUCAAUUUUUAAGUGUUUUCAACAACUCACCAGAUGAAACAGCAUUUUACAGGCAUAUUUUUACCAGAGAAGAUACCACAAAUUCAUUGAUUAUGAUUCAACCAACCUUGACUUCUUUCUCAAUGGAAGAUGAACCACAACCUGUUCUAUUAGAUUCGAUCUCUGUUAAACCAAAUACGAUAUUAUUAUUAGAUACUUUCUUCUAUAUUUUGAUUUAUCACGGUGAACAAAUUGCUCAAUGGAGAAAAGCGGGUUACCAAGAUGAUCUAAACUAUGUUGACUUCAGGAAUUUAUUGGAAGAACCAAAACUAGAAGCUGCAGAAUUAUUAGUUGAUAGAUUCCCAUUGCCAAGAUUCAUUGACACAGAAGCUGGUGGAUCUCAAGCGAGAUUCUUAUUAUCUAAAUUAAACCCAUCUGAUAAUUACCAAGAUAUGACACGCGGCGGCUCCACCAUUGUGUUAACUGAUGAUGUUUCUUUGCAAAACUUCAUGGCCCAUUUGCAACAGGUUGCUGUAAGUGGACAAACGUAA